Messenger RNA from Mus musculus (house mouse), 13703 nucleotides. It is a transcript of the gene Map3k3, whose product is annotated as mitogen-activated protein kinase kinase kinase 3. The transcript is spliced from 16 exons. The record is from RefSeq and is a predicted model, not a curated record. The coding region runs from base 9397 to 11247 and encodes 616 amino acids. Gene Ontology annotation, biological process: positive regulation of canonical NF-kappaB signal transduction. Lineage: Eukaryota; Metazoa; Chordata; Mammalia; Rodentia; Muridae. Gene Ontology annotation, molecular function: MAP kinase kinase kinase activity; protein serine kinase activity; protein kinase activity.
GUCAGAUUUUAUAUUGUCUGUUAGCCUCAGCAAAAGUCUAGUGGAUGCUGCAACUUAUCCUUGUAAAAAGUGGGAAAUCUUUGUUUAGUUUUUUGGCUUUGAAACUGUGUGACUAUUGAAAAAUUUUUUUUCUUGGACAUACUAGAAUUUCCUCCAGUAAUUAUAGUAAUGCUGUUAAUAAUUCCUGGGACUUAUUUGUUCUUGUUUAUUUGUUCUUUUUCUAAAUAUAACUUGAAGCUUAGGGGAAUGUAUUAAAACUGGGUAAGGACUUGGAAAUAUUACAGGAAUCUAGGGAACUGAAUACAGGAUUAAAAAUGGUUGGUUCUGGAUUGACAACUUGGUUUGAAUUGUAAUAAUUAUAACUUACAGAACUAGGUUUGAGUUUUUAUGGUUCCAAGGCUUUUGGGAGAACCUAAGAACAGUCUCAAUAUGUCUAGACUGUAGUAAGCUCAGCAUGAUUAACAACUGUUUUGAGAGAAUCUUGAAUCACAGUUUAAUAAAUUAACAUGCCUAUAUCAUGAGUAGAUUUUGAUUUUUCUUUCCUUUUUGUUGUUGUUGUUCUCCUCCUCCUCUUCUUCCUCUUCCUCCUCCUCCUCCUCCUUCUUUUUUAGGGUUUAUUUUUAUGGGGCUGGAGAGAUGGCUCAGUGGUUAAGAACACUGACUGCUCUUCCAGAGGUCCUGAGCGCAAUUCCCUUACAACCAUCUGUAAUGGGAUUCGAUGUCCUCUUCUGUUGUGUCUGAAGACAGUUUUUUUUUUUUUUUAAGAUUUAUUUUUAUUUAUAUGCAUGUGUUUGUGUGAAUGUCAAAAGAGAGAUCUAUCAAAGCUGGAGUUGCAGGAAGUUGUGAGCUGCAUGAUGAGGGUGAGGGUGCUAGGAGCUGAGCUCAGGUCCUUUAGAAAAGUGGGACAAGCUCUUACCCGCUGAAUGACCUCUCCUGCUCCUGAUUCUUGUUUUUGAGACAGGAUCUCAGGGCAUCCAUACAUGUCUCGUGUAGAAUUUUGACGUAGUAUUAAAUUAUUUCUUUUAACGUGUAAUGUGUUUUACCUGCAAGUGUGUGUGUGUGUGUGUGUGUGUGUGUGUAUGUGUGUGUGUGUGUACAUACUACAUGUGGGCCUGGAGCCCUCAGUCUGGAAGGGGAUGUCAGAUCCCAUGAAACUAGAAUAACAUACUGUUGUGAGCUGGCAUGUAGGUGCUGGGAAUUAAGCCUCUGUUCUCUGGAAGAACAGCCAGAGCUCUUAACUGCUGAGCCAUCUCUCCCAGCCCUGACUUUUGAUAUUUUUUUAAAUGACAGUUGUGGGUGGAAAAGACAGUUUAGUGAGUAAGAGUGCUUGCCCAGCAAGCAUAAAGACCUGAGUCUGAGUCUGUGGCAUCUGCAUUAAAAGCUAGGAAAGGCUUUAACCUGUAACCCCAGCAUUGGGGGAGAAGGCAUGUAGCUCUUGAGAGCUCCCUGUUUGGCUAACCAGCUUAGCUGAAAUGGUGUACUUCCAGUUCAGUGAGGGACCCCAUUUUAAGACAGAAAGGUAAAGCGCACCAAGUGUUCUGCUCUCCACAUGUAUAUGCACAGGUGAGCCCCUCAUGUGCACACCCACAAGUACACAAAAAAAUUAAGGAUAAAUAAAUGAAAAAUAAAAAAUGAUAGUGUGCAAUUGUUCACAAGAAGAGACCAUUCUGUAUUUUAAGAGUUGGGACACACACACACACAAAACACACAUGUAAUAUAAUAUAGUCUCUAGUCUUUUAAGUUAGUUUCACCAAGUGUUAAAAUAUAAUGACAAAGGGCUGGCUUAGUAAGGUGCUUGCUAUGCAAGUGUGAAGACUUGAGGUUUAAAUCCCUGUUACCUAUGUGAAAAGCCAGGCGUGGUGACUUGUGCCUGGGCAGGUCUUCAGGAGGAUUCCUGGUGCCUGCUGGCCAGCCAUCCUACAUGAGUGAGAGAUCCUGUUCCCCAAAGUUUGGAGAGAUGUACAGGAAGAUGCCUGAUAUCAACCUUUGACUUAGAGAGGCACAUGCACAAGACCUGCAGAUGCAUACACACAAAGGGUGUAAAGUGGUGAUUCUAUUGAUUCUUACUAGCAAGCAGUGCUUUACUUUGUAAUAUGCAUUUGAGCCAUUAACUUUGGUAGAUUGUUAUAUCUCCUAGUAAUAGAACAAUACACAUUUAACUUUUUGGUUUUUUGAGACAGGGUUUCUCUGUAUAGCCCUGGCUAUCCUGGAACUCACUCUGUAGACCAGGCUGGCCUCGAACUCAGAAAUCCGCCUGCCUCUGCCUCCCAAGUGCUGGGAUUAAAGGUGUGCGCCACCACGCCCGGCUAUAUUUAACUUUUAAAUAAAAAAAUUAAAUACUGUACUUUUAAAAGUUUUCAUUAUCUUUAAAAUUUUGAAGAAGAGUUGAGACAGUCUUAACCUGUAGCUGGCUGGCCUACAGCUCACUAUGUAGAGCAGCGUAGCUUGGAAUUCACAGAGAUCUGCCUGCCUCUGCUUCCUAGUUGGUAGGGUUACAUAUGUGAGUCGCCACUCUUGGCUUCAACCAUUGUCUGUUGUUGUUGUUGUUUUUUUUUUAAACUGGGUCUCAUGUGGCCUACACUUGGCUCAAACUAAACUUGCCCAUGAACUGGUAUGCACUGUGCUUGGCUGAACCAUGUUUUUUUAAAAGUGUGUCUAUCUGUGUGAGUGUGUGUGCAAGAGUGUGUGUGUGUGCACCAACAUGUGGAGGUUAAAGGACAGCUUUUGUGAGUCACUUCUUUUCUUCCACAGUGGAUCUAAGCAUUAGGCUUGCAUGGCAAGAGAUUUUAAAGGCUGAGUCCCUCACCCUUGUUCUUGAAGAAGAAAUUUUUUUGGAUCGAAGAUGGGGUUUGGUUGUGCAUACUUACUGUAAAUUAUUUUUGCCAGUGAGGAGGCCAGACCUGGGAGGACUGGGAAGUAAGUGUGGUGGGGUGCAUGCUGUCAGAUUCCCAAACAAUCAAUAAAAAUAUAAUGGAAAAUUUUUUUUUUGUCUGAAUAUGGUCAGCGUAGAGGCAGUGGAAAUACAUGAAAUGUCAUGAAGAGAAAGUAAAAUCUGACUCAGGGACUCUGGAGCACAGACUCUUGAGUUGAACAGUAUGAUCAGAUGACCUGGCAGAGCUAAGACAGAGCCUUGGCAAGAUGAAGAAAUAACAUCAUUACUUAAGUGAAAACAAAAAUUGAAAUUACUUUAGACUGGGUGUGGCAGAGCACUCCUUUAAUUCCAGCACUUGGGAGAAAGGCAGGUGGUAAACCUGGUCUGAAUAGCAAGUUCCAGGACAGCCAGGGCCACCUUGUCUUAAAAAACUGCGACCAACAAAAUAUUACUUUGGGGAUUUGUAAAUGUGGAAAAGAGAUUGUUUGUCUGUAGGAUGACAAUGUUUAUUAUAAGACAUGGUGCUUCCUGUAACUUCUGGGUUAACCAAGAAAACUCAUAAAAGGGACUUCCCUUAAAAACCCUUCAGAUAAAGUUCAAUGUGGAAAAGUAACUUCCUACUGGAGCUAGGAAGGAGGAGGGUGUAUGGCUCCACACCAUAAGUCAGAAAUAAGAGAAGAAGUACAAGUACGAGGUACCUGCUUUCUUAUGGUUUCUUAGGAGCCUCUGUUUCCCUCCCCUCCCCCUCUCUUUUUCUGUGUGCACCAGGUACAUGCUCAUGUAUGCCACAGUGUGUGUGUGUGUGUGUGUGUGUGUGUGUGUGUGUGUGUGUAGCUCAAAGUAUUGUUUGUAUAGGGGUCACUUCUUGCCUACCACCAUGUGGGUUUCAGGAAUCAAACUCAGUUUGUCAUGCUUGAUGGCAAAGCACUUUUCCCUGCUAAGCCCUCUUGCCAACCUGUGCUUCUAUUGUACGGCCGACCUCUCUCAUCCUUGGUUCACAGGUUUCUUGUUUUCUGUGAAUACACAUCAUACCCUUCCUAGGUUACUAAAUUUCUUUAUAAAUAACAUGUAUUUACUCAUUUUGUGUGUGUGUUUUUGUGGGGUGGGGUGGGGGCAGGAUACCUAGGCCAUGGUGGCAUGUAUGUAGAGGGUUAGAGAACAGCUUCUGAAAGUUAACUCUCACCUUCCUUUCUGUGGUUCCUAGAGAUCCAACUCAAGUGGUCAGUCUUGGCAGCAAGGACCUUCACCCAAUUAGCAUCUCCAACCCCAUGUUUGUUUGUCUGUCUGUCUGUCUGAAACACAUUCUCAUUUAUUUGUAGCUGGCCUGGAUCUCUCCAUAUAGCUAAGAAUAUCCUUAAACUUCUGCUGUUUUUACCUCUCAAGCUAGGAUUGUAGACAUGCCACAACAAAUGACCCUAAUUUUUAAAUUUCAAGUAUUUUCUUCCUUUUUAUGUUUUUAUGCUUUACUGGUAGCAUAUUGAUCAAGAUCUGAUUUUCUUUAUUUCUUUUUUAUCCCUUAUUUGAUAAAAUUUGAUAGAAUUUGAUAAAUUCUUUACUUUUUUUCUUCUAUGGCUGAAAUAGCUUGCUCUUCUGAAAGAAUCUUUAUUCUGUUAAUUACUAUUUAUUCUGUUAAUGAUUAUAUAAAACCAUCUAUAUACAGUUCUUGCUACUCACCUCUUAAAAAUAUUUUCAUACAUUUUUAUUUAAGUAUGAUGGUUUGUAUAUUGUCCAAACCAGUUUACUUUGUUUUUGUGAGACUAGGCCUUGAACUUGAUGGGAUUUUCCUGCUUCAGACUCCCUAAAGCUGAAUUUAGAGGCAUGUGCCAUCAUACCUGGUUUAAUUGUGUGUGUGUGUGUCUGUGUCUGUGUGUCUGUGUGUCUCUAUGUGUGUUUAUUUAUUUAUUUUGAGACAGGGUCUCACUAUAUAGCCCAGGCUGGUCUCAUACUUGUGAUACUAUUGCCUUAAGCCUCCUAAGAGCUGGGAUUACAGGUGUGUGUCACUAUCCCUGUCUCUUCAACCUACUUCUACUUUUUAAAAUUACAUUGUAUUUGUAUAUUUAUUAUUUUCAGAAAUUAAUUUAUUUGUUUUUGAGACAAGGUCUUAACUGUGUAGCCCUGGCUAGCCUAGAACUGUUUCUGGAGACUAAACUAGAUUCACAAACUCAAUGUUUAUUUACCCUUCCCUUGCCUCCCAUUGCUAGGAUUAAAGGUAUGGGCCACCACUCCCAGCUUGUUUAUGUUUUUACCCCAAGAGUUUAUACAUUCUGAAGUAGCUUUUAAAUUUUUCUCUUUUUUGCUUUUCAUGAGACAAGGGUCUUACUAUGUAGUUUUAGCUGCCCUGGAGCUUACUAGAUCUGGCUAGCCUCUAAGAGAUUUUCUGCCUCUGCCUUCUAAGUGCUGGGAUAAAAGUUGGGCUUUACCAUUCCUGGUUGCUUUUUAAAUGUUUUAAAGUAGGACUAGAGAGAUAACUCAGCAGCUAAGAGCACUGGUUGCUCUUGUGAAGGACUUGGGUUCAGUUCCCAGUACCCACCUGUUGGCUUAGAACCACCUAUAACUCCAGUUUAGGCCAUCAAGUGCGUCAUUCUUGCCUUUGUGGGCACCAGGCAGGUAUCCAUGCACUGAAAUAUAUAAAAUAAAUCCUUUUUAAAAAGCUUUCUAAUGUAUAAUGCAUGAUAAAUGUUGAGCAAAUGGUUGUUAAUCAUUAAUAAAAAUUCAGGAAUGAAUUAAACCCUAGGGUAGACUAAAUAGCCCUUCCUGUCUUUUUCCACUGACCUUUUCAUAUUGAUGACAGUAACAGCUAGCAUUUUUAAAGUGUUACUAAGUACCAUGAAAAGUAAUUUGUAAGUUUUCUUCUAUCUUCACGUCUCUCUAUCUCAGUAAUUCUUUAAAAUGAUGCUUUAUUACCUCAUUUUGCAAAUGAGGAAAUUGAGAUUUAGGGAAAACACAUGAUUUAGGGACUCCUUAACCUCAGAUGUUUCUGACUAAAAGUUCAUAUUCUUGACUGCUGUCUUCUAAGAAGGCUCUUGUUUUUAAGAAUUGCUUUUAUGGGAUUUCAUGCUGAGGGAAUGCUGAUAAUUUUAAUUGAGUUAAAAAUCUCAGUCCAGGAAGCAGUGCCUAAAAGAGACACUCAGUUCCCUUCUUGUCUUCAUCUAUGUCUGUAGUUGGAAGCAUCACUGAAAAAUGUCACUGCUUCUAGUUCUAUGUUUGUCCUCAUAAAAUUUCAACUCAUAAAACCUCUGCCACACUUAUAUCAGCUGUCCUAGAUUUCAGGAAAGAAUGUCAAACCAUUCUCCUAGUAUCUUGUUAGUCCUAGGAACACCAAAUAACACUGAGAAUUGGUUAGCCUCCUGGAAGAAAAAUUUGUCAACCUGAUAAACCAACCCUUAUAAUAGCAAAUUCUAAUUCCCUUCCCCUCUCUCCUAGACAUUGAAAGUAGGGCCUUGUACAUGCUAGGCAAGUACUGAGAUACUUUCUACCACUGAAUACUUAACACUGAAAUUCUUAAUACUUCCAGUGGUAACAUUGAUACUAAAAACUUCAUGCAUGUUGGACGUGGGAUAUGUAGACAAAUGGACCUUUGUGAGGCCAGCCUUGUCUACAUAGCAAGUUCCAGUCCACUCAGGGCUACACUGUCUCCAAAGUGAACCAAAAUUACCUCCCAAACCCCCAAAACCCAAUCCUCCCGAAUCUCCAUACAUGUAGUAAGCUCUUAGUAUUUUUUACUGGAUGCUUCUCAGACAACAUUCAUCUAGUACUAAUCUUAUUAUCUUAUAUUGAUCCUGAUGAAUUGUUAUAGGUAGUAUAUUUAAUAAUAUAAGGCAAUUUAUGUGUUUGUCACAUUUAAGCCAGUUUAGAUACUAUCCUUUAGGGUGCAUACAUGCGUGCGAGUGCCAGUGUGAGUGUGUUGUGUGUGUGUGUGUGUUGCUAGGGAUUAAAUCCAGGGCCUUGCACAUGUAUACACCAGCCUUUGUUCUUGUUUUUGUUUUGUUCUAUUUUGUUUGUUUGUUUUUUGUUUUGGUUUUUGUUUUUUGUUUUUGGAGACAGGGUUUAUCUGUAUAGCCCUGGCUGUCCUAGAACUCACUUUGUAGACCAGGGUGGCCACGAACUCAGAAAUCCGCCUGCCUCUGCCUCCCAAGUGCUGGGAUUAAAGGCGUGUGCCACCACACCCGGCUUUGUUUUGUUCUUAAUUUUAUUUUAUGUGUAUUGGUGCUUUGUAGGAAUACAUUUUUCUCAACCUACUUUAUUAAGGGUUCAACCUCUCCUUUAGUUCCUCACCCAUCCUUUCACCUGUGUGCCACAGCAAAACAUUAUUUGAUAUAACUGACUUUCCAAAGAAACUAGAAGUUUCCACCUCAGUGUUUUGCUCUCAUGUAUAUCUGUGCAUCUCUUGCUUGACUUGCUCCUGAAGGAGGCCAGAAGAGGGUACUGAACAACCAUUGUUCUUAACACUGAGCCAUCUCUCUAGCCCUUAAAAACUUUUUCUUCCUUUUUUUUUUUUUUUUUUUUUGAGACAGGGUCUUACUUUGUUGCUCUGGAUGACCUAGAACUAUAUAGACCAGGCUGGCCUUGAACUCACAAAGAUCCACCUGCCUCUGCUUCUGAGUGAUGGGUGUGUGCCACGUGACUGGCUUUUUUGUUUGUUUAUUAGAUAUUAGAUUAAAAACAAUAGAACAAGCAAAUUCUCGAUAGCUCUACUUUUCCUACAUCAUAUUCUCUUUCUCUAAAGAGCCAAUAGAGAAACUGCUAGAAAAAAAGUAUAAAAUAGUCAACGAAGGGCCUAUAUCCUCAUUUGUUAUUUUAUUGAAAGUUUCUAAUCUUUUUGAGUACUAGAAUUAUAUGUGUAACACGUCUUCCCUUCGAUUUUUUUUCUUUUUCCUUCUAGACAGGGUCUUGCUGUGUUGUCCUGUUGGUGUCCAAGUUAAGAACCUCCUGCUUCAGCCUCUUCAGUACUUGGGUUAAAGAGCAUGGACCACUCACUGUUCUGGACCUAUAAUUUUUGUAUAUAUUUUAAAGUAGAAUUAUAUGGGAAACUACUCCUUUUUUUCUUGCAGGUUUUAAAUUUAAUUUUACUUUUCUGAACAGACAAAAAUAUCUCUAUAGGUAUCUUUCUCUAUGUUUUUUCUAUGUCUUUCCUAUGUCUCUUCAGAGGUAUUCUAGGAAGAGGUAAGAGGCAGGUGGAGUUGGAGAAGAGACCAGAAUCAUGCUGUGUUUUCCUUCCUCUGGAGUAUUAAUAUUAUAAGGGACAAGAAUAAAGGGCAGAAGAUGGGCACUUUCUUUGGGUGGAGAUUUUUUUUUUAAACUUGCUUUUUUAAAAGGUGUGUCCUAAGUUCCCAAGUGAGUCAUUUGGGGAGUGUGACAGUUUACCCUCAUGUUCUCUUCCAGAUCGACAGAUACACUUAUUUUCAACCUUUAAAUGUUAUUUGAAGGGGCAAAGAUCUCUGGGAGAAUUUUAAAGCUUGAGAUUGGGCUGGUUUGUGUUCUGGAUUUUGAACAGUUUGUCUUCAGAGGGUGAGAACGCAGUAUUCCACAGUGUCCCAGACAGGGGGAUUACAGUAAAGCCAGUGAGUUGAGGGUGAUGAAUUGCUCUGGCCAGGAGAACUACCCUCUGACCUCCCUAUCAGAAGCCAACCUGCCUGUAAACUUUGUAAUUAGAACCAUAUUUAAAGAAGCCAUGUAAAACAACUGUUCAAAGCAGCUACCUGAGGUCCUUUAAGAUGUCCUCUUGUACACAUAGUGCUUUAAGAGUAGGGCUGGUGAGAUGGCUCAGCGGGGUAAGAGCACCGACUGCUCUUCUGAAGGUCAUGAGUUCAAAUCCCAGCAACCAUAUGGUGGCUCACAACCAUCUGUAACGAGAUCUGACGUUCUUUUCUGUAGUAUCUGAAGACAGUUACACUGUACUUACAUAUAAUAAAUAAGUAAAACUUUAAAAAAAUAAAAAGAGUAAGUCUGGCUAGGUAUAGUUACCAAUCCUGUAAAAAUCGCACUUAGGUUGCUAAGACAGGAGGAUGUCAUAUUCUGGGCUAGCCUGAGCUACAUACAUAGUGAGCCCCUGCCUUAAAAAAAAAAAUGAAGGAAAGAAGGAAGGAAGGAAGGAUGGAAGGAAGGAAGACUAGGUUUGGGACCAAUUCUAGCCCUGAUGAGCUUGCUGAAUUUAUAUUCCCACUCAGUAGCCAACUGUAUUGUGCUAUGCUGUUCCUUACUCCAACUUCUCAGGGUUUUCGUGGUUGAAGUCUUCUGGCAUUGAAUAAACUAUUUCCUCAGACCCAAUCAGUGCAUUUCUAGAAAUCUGGAGGACUAUUGAGAAAACUUUAAAAUUCAGAUUGCUUUAGCUUGACCUUAAUUAUCUUAACCAUUAAAUGACUGUAGUUACAGUGUCUGUCUUGUUCUUUUGAAACAAUCUUGCUGUAGUUCCUGGCUGCAUACUUGGAGUACAGUGAUCCUCUGCCUCUGCCUCUUAAGUGUGGGCAUUUAGGCAUGUGCUACCACAUCUGGCUCAGGAUGAACAAGAGGCAUUAGACUCGAUCAUGAAGGACCUGGUGGCCCUCCAGAUGAGCCGACGAACCCGGUUGUCUGGAUAUGAGACCAUGAAGAAUAAGGACACAGGUCACCCAAACAGGCAGAGUGACGUCAGAAUCAAGUUUGAACACAAUGGGGAGAGACGAAUUAUAGCAUUCAGCCGGCCUGUGAGAUACGAAGAUGUGGAGCACAAGGUGACAACAGUCUUUGGGCAGCCUCUUGAUUUGCAUUAUAUGAAUAAUGAGCUCUCCAUCCUGUUGAAAAACCAAGAUGAUCUCGAUAAAGCCAUUGACAUUUUGGAUAGAAGCUCAAGUAUGAAAAGCCUUAGGAUACUACUGUUAUCCCAAGACAGAAACCAUACUAGUUCCUCUCCCCACUCUGGAGUGUCCAGGCAGGUUCGGAUCAAGCCUUCCCAGUCUGCAGGGGAUAUAAAUACCAUCUACCAAGCUCCUGAGCCCAGAAGCAGGCACCUGUCUGUCAGCUCCCAGAACCCUGGCCGAAGCUCUCCUCCCCCGGGAUAUGUACCUGAGCGACAACAGCACAUUGCCCGGCAAGGAUCCUAUACGAGCAUCAACAGCGAAGGUGAAUUCAUCCCAGAGACCAGCGAACAGUGUAUGCUAGAUCCCCUCAGCAGUGCCGAAAAUUCCUUGUCAGGAAGCUGCCAAUCCUUGGACAGGUCAGCAGACAGCCCAUCCUUCAGGAAAUCACAAAUGUCCCGAGCCCGGAGCUUCCCAGACAACAGAAAGGAAUGCUCAGAUCGGGAGACCCAGCUCUAUGAUAAAGGUGUCAAAGGUGGAACCUAUCCCAGGCGCUACCAUGUGUCUGUGCAUCACAAAGACUACAAUGAUGGCAGAAGAACAUUUCCCCGAAUACGACGGCAUCAAGGCAACCUAUUCACUCUGGUGCCCUCAAGUCGCUCCUUGAGCACAAAUGGCGAGAACAUGGGUGUAGCUGUGCAAUACCUGGACCCCCGUGGGCGCCUACGGAGUGCAGACAGUGAGAAUGCCCUCACUGUGCAGGAAAGGAAUGUGCCAACCAAAUCUCCUAGUGCUCCCAUCAAUUGGCGUCGGGGGAAGCUCCUGGGUCAAGGUGCCUUCGGCAGGGUCUACUUGUGCUAUGAUGUGGACACAGGACGUGAACUUGCUUCUAAGCAGGUCCAGUUUGACCCAGAUAGUCCUGAGACAAGCAAGGAGGUGAGUGCUCUGGAGUGUGAGAUCCAGUUGCUGAAGAACCUGCAGCAUGAGCGCAUUGUGCAGUACUACGGCUGCCUGCGGGACCGUGCUGAGAAGAUCCUCACCAUCUUUAUGGAGUAUAUGCCAGGGGGCUCUGUAAAAGACCAGUUGAAGGCCUACGGAGCUCUGACAGAGAGUGUGACCCGCAAGUACACCCGGCAGAUUCUGGAGGGCAUGUCAUACCUGCACAGCAACAUGAUUGUGCAUCGGGACAUCAAGGGAGCCAAUAUCCUCCGAGACUCAGCUGGGAAUGUGAAGCUUGGGGAUUUUGGGGCCAGCAAACGCCUACAGACCAUCUGCAUGUCAGGGACAGGCAUUCGCUCUGUCACUGGCACACCCUACUGGAUGAGUCCUGAAGUCAUCAGUGGCGAGGGCUAUGGAAGAAAGGCAGACGUGUGGAGCCUGGGCUGUACUGUGGUGGAAAUGCUGACAGAGAAACCACCUUGGGCAGAGUAUGAAGCUAUGGCUGCCAUUUUCAAGAUUGCCACCCAGCCUACCAAUCCUCAGCUGCCCUCUCACAUCUCAGAACACGGCAGGGACUUCCUGAGGCGCAUAUUUGUGGAAGCUCGUCAGAGACCCUCAGCUGAGGAGCUGCUCACACACCACUUUGCACAGCUAGUGUACUGAGCUCUCAAGGCUAUGCAGCUGCCAGCUGCCACCUGCUGAGCAGGCAAGGGGCUGCUGUCAGGCUCAGUGAAGUUGCUGCUUCUUCCAGGCAAGGCUAUGACCAGUGGAGCAUCGGUCCAGCCAUUGUUUGUCUGUGCCCCAUCUGCCACUGGGACUCAAAGCCAGGAUGGGAUAGCUCUGGCAUCAAGACUGGGAGCUCCAGCCUGUAAGACCCAAGAGCUUUAGCACCUUAAGCUCAGUAUGGCGGGAAGGGCUGGAAACAGUAUGCAAGACUGCCAUGGGUCCUGCCUACCCUCAGAUGUGUCCUAACACUGCAGACAGCACUGAAGUCAAGAGGGACUGGGGCACAGGAGGUCCUCAAGGGUAUGAAUAGUGUUACUUCAUUCAGAGUGUUACUUUGUUUCUCUCCCAAUGUUUGGAGACCACCAGCCUGUCUCUGGGCUGCAAGCCUGAGGUAAAGCCCAGCAUCCCCCAGCCAACAGAAGGUAGAGGUUUGGGCUACCCCACUAUAGCUUCCAGGUAUUCGGUGUCAGUCCUGUCUUACCAAAGAUGAAUGAAGCAAAUGUUACACUGCCUUAUUCUGGGAAGGAGGAGCUACUCGGAUAAGCAGGGCCUGAGAGAUGGAGCUGCCUCCAGAAACUGGGGAGACCCAGUCUUGUCAAUGCAAUUGUCUCUGUUUUACAAGUUGGAGUCACUCUUAUGCUGUUCCCAGUUUUAAAACUGGAGACUUUGCCCUCUGAGCUCUGGAGACCCAUGUGGGCUUAGGCCUUGGACUGGAUGGAAGAGCUGAUGGCCUCUGCCCCCUGGCCUGCCCUCUGUUCCCUCACUGGAGCAGAGAAAGUAGACAACACAAGUCAGGGCACCUGGUUCUGGGCAGCUCAGCAGAGUGCAGGGGGUUGUCUCAGGCUGUCUGCAUCUCAAAUCUGUCAGGCCUGAGCCCACUCCAUGGGAAAGUCCUUGAGCUGCCACAACCGUGUCCAAAGCCACCAGCUGUGUUCCUCAGCCCGACCUGUCCACUUGUCAUCAACCUCAUUCCCUUCUUGUUCCUCCCACAAAGGAGGAUGCCAGUAGGGGCUAGGGAAAGAGUUAUCUCCAAGCAGCUUAGAGUUGGCCAUAUUUACCUCAGCCUGGGUGCUGGUCCUUUCUUCCAGCCCCUUUCUUCCCCUCCAAAUGUGCCUAUUUCUAGAGCUCCUCCCUCCUAACUCCCAAAUUUUUGGGAGUUAUCAUUAAAGGAAAGGAAAAAAAAAAAAAAGAAGCCAGUGCCCAGGGAUGGGCAUCUCCAGGGAGCUGGGGAUUAGUGCCAGGCAGCUCUUUGCCAGCCAUGCCCACUUCCCCAUGGGCACAGAACAAGCCAAAGCCUUCGUUGUAUGUUGACGAUGCACUUUUAUGAAUGUAGUUUCUAUCGCUGUUUUUAGCCUUUUCACAUCAUGUAAUGUGAGGCCUUGUACUUGUUAAUUUAUAUCUCAGAUCCAUAUUUGAUGGUUUUAUAUAUAUAUAUCAAUUCUAGACUGUUACCGGUGAUGGACUCCUGAAGAGAGAACAGAAAUUGAAAGCAGCUGGUUUUGCAGAUAUGUGUGUUGCACGGUGCCAAUUGGGCCUGGGCCCCUCUGUUUUAUUUCCUUUCCCUUGGGGGUCUGUCAGGCCACUCUCUAACUGCUCUGAAGCCAGUGAGCAAAGUCCUGCUUCCACCUCAGCCUUUGCCCAAAGUAGGGACUGGCCCCUCUUCUAGACCAAAGCUGCCAAAAGGCAGCUGGGCCUCUCCAUGACCCCAUCCUGAUGGCUAUAUAGCACCCUUUAGCCUAUCCCUAUCCACACCCCGAACCCAAAGGAGAUAGAGAUUGGUGGGGUGACAAGAUGUUAGAUGAGACAACUCUGCUUGUCACAGGUUCAGGCUCUCACGGAGCUCCCCCCAUAUCCCCAUGGGGGGGGGGGGGGAGUGUAUUACCUCAUAGGCAAUGUUUCUAAAAUGAACUUAAAAGUAAACCAACAAAUUCUGCACUCCAAAGGGGGGGUGGGGGGGAGACACCUUUUUUUGUGCCAAAAACUGUGGACAUGCUGGUUCAGCAGCCUCAGGACCAAGCUGUUAAUUUAUUUUUUUCUUAUUAACAAAUCCAAAUGACAAGUUGUGGGCCUCCAGGGUGGCCUGGGCCCAAAGGUUAUGAAGGAAGGUUUCCUAGCAGCCCUUGGCCUGCUGUGCAAAGAUGCUACACCACCUUCAUUUGUUCUUCAUUCCAUGGGGUUUAUCUGCCUUCACCAACCCCACAUGGAAGGGCCAAGCCUGGGUCAGGUGCACGCUGCCACCCUCCUUCCCCUCCCUCCCACUUGCCCAGCUCUGUGUCUGAAUUGUGGAAUGUGCAGAAGAACCUGCAGCCAUAGUUAUUGACUAUAUCUUGACUGAGGGCUUGCAGUGCAAAGCCAGGCCAGUGCAUUACUUACAAUAAAAGGGAUCAUUUAUA